AUGAGGAAGCCACUUGUGGUUCUUCUGCUGAUAUCAACAGCAUUGGGUCGAUUCGUGGAAAAAGGAGCUAACUCGGAAAUUGAGGACACUUUUUACAAACACGAAUCGGACUGGGAGAUUGCUGAUGAAGCUCAAUACGAAGUGAUUUCGGAAGAUGUUCCAACAUUGCCACGAAUGAAUAGCCAGACGAAAUGGGAGAUGAUCAGAGCAAGCGGUCAAGAUCCAACCAUCCGACGCCGUAAAAAUAAGCAACAACUUCAACAGAAGGUUGUGCUCGGACGUGAACGUCGUGAUCUAAUUCUGGCUCCAUGGAGAAUCACUCAUGUUGCUCCGAAGAAGACUGUUGUCGUACCAAAGAAGGCAGCGAUGGCAUUGUCUUUUGAUAUGUGCCCAGAGAAGUUUGAUGCAAUCACAAAAGGAUACAAUGGAAGAACUUAUGUGUUCGCUCGUGAGAAGGUCUACCAAAUAUGGUUCGAGGAUGGACUACCACAGAAGGCAUCCUAUCUAAUCAGUGAUUUGUUCUCUGGUGGACCAAGAACUGUGACUGCUGCAUUGACAAACUCUCGAUCCGGAGUUACGAUUCUCUUUGAAGGACGUACUGCAUACAGAUUCCGCUGGAACAGAAAACAUCGUCGAUUCCAAUUGGCAAAGAACACUCCUCAAGAACUUCCACGUAACAUCACAAUCAAUCCGCUGUCAGCAUUCGAAUGGGCCGAUGGAAACCAAGUGGUUCUAAGUGGUGAGCAUUUCAUCAUUUACGAUGCCUAUUGGAACUUGGCGACAUUCACUGGACACACCCGGAAAUACUUCCCGAAUCUUCCACGCGAUCUUCUCGGAAUCGUAUACAAUGGAGCCGGAGAAACACUUCUCAUGUACACCAAGACAAAUAAGUUAAAGGUCUACAACACCAAGAAGUUCAAGGUGGUGCAGGAAUAUCCGUUGAAGCUAUCCGAAUUCGUCGGUUGCCAAUCAAGAUGA
This is a messenger RNA of Caenorhabditis briggsae, 978 nucleotides long. The coding region runs from base 1 to 978 and encodes 325 amino acids. The record is from RefSeq and is a predicted model, not a curated record. NCBI's taxonomy places the organism in Eukaryota, Metazoa, Nematoda, Chromadorea, Rhabditida, Rhabditidae. The transcript is spliced from 4 exons.